Penicillium vulpinum is the source of this 1374-nucleotide messenger RNA. RefSeq lists its product as uncharacterized. The transcript has 3 exons. Gene Ontology annotation, molecular function: acyltransferase activity, transferring groups other than amino-acyl groups. The coding region runs from base 1 to 1374 and encodes 457 amino acids. NCBI's taxonomy places the organism in Eukaryota, Fungi, Ascomycota, Eurotiomycetes, Eurotiales, Aspergillaceae. The record is from RefSeq and is a predicted model, not a curated record. Gene Ontology annotation, cellular component: membrane. Gene Ontology annotation, biological process: polysaccharide biosynthetic process.
AUGGCCAUUGUCGACCAGGCGACCAAGCAAUCUGCACCUCAUAUCCGCCCCAGUAGCUGGGCAGAUGGCCUGCGAGGAAUUGCCGCUAUUUUCGUGGUCGCUAGCCACACCUGCCUUUCCUUUGCGACAUAUCUGAUCCCUCCGUCCUUCGCGGAAACAGGGAACUCUAUUUUGUUUCAGCGACCGUUUUUUAGACUUGUCAUACAGGGCCAAGCCUGGGUGGCCAUCUUCCUGGUGCUACUUGGGUUCGUGAAUGCCUUAAAACCGCUCCAGCUAGCCCGAAGAGGAGCUACCGCCGAUGCUCUCGCUGCACUCUCGACAGGCGCCUUUCGGCGCAAGUGGAGACUAGUGUUCCCCGCUGCCCUGAUGACAAUUUUAGCUUGGCUUGUAUGUCAGCUCGGUGGCUUCCAAUUGGGUAGAAGGGUAGAUGCAUACUGGUUGAGAGCGACGAGUCCCAAACGAAGCACGUCGUUGAGCGCUGCAGUCGUAGAUUUGAUACGAGAGAUAGCGGGGACUUGGAUGUGGGGAGAAAAUGCCUACGACCAACCACAAUGGGCCCUACUAUCGCUGUUCCGUGGCUCUCUAUACGUAUUCAUGACCUUGUUGGCUUUGGUGAAUACCACGCCACGUUUUCGCCUCUGUGCGCAAAUGGUCCUAUACACCUAUAGCUGGGCAACCCUGGACGGUACUGUUGGUACAAAUAUUUUCGCUGGCAUGAUACUAGCAGAACUGUCAUUCUACAACCUGACAGUCCUCCAGCCAAGUGCGGUUUUCAGACUUCUGCCCUACGGCCUCGUCACCUUGGGCCUCUACGUCUGCUCGUACCCCGACCAAUACGCCGAUCAAACCGAAUGGUCUUCUCAGCUUGCAUCGCUUGCCGAAACCAUCUUCCCAAAAGAUGCCAACGUCAGCCGCUACUAUGCCAGUCUUGGGGCGCAGAUGAUAUGCUUUGGCGUGAUGCUUUCUCCCUUGAUGCGACGGAUGCUCUCCCACCCUGUGCUGCUGUGGUUUGGGUCGAUCAGCUUCCCGCUAUACCUCAUCCAUGGACCACUAAUGCGAUCUGUUCUGGUUUACCUUGUCUAUCUGCCUAUGUCAAUUGGCUUUCAGCCAACUGUCAAAGCAGAUGGAACACUUGACCCGGAGUCAUAUAUUCCCACGCCGGGCUCAUUCCGACUUGGGGUUAUUCUGACUAUAUUUUUUGCGUUCUUGCUCUAUGUUGUCCAGCAAUGGACAAAUCAUAUAGAACCGAAGAUGGGUGCACUUACAGCUGCAUUUGAGAACUUCUCCCGUUCAUGGGGUAAAAGUACGGCGUGGAGUUCAAAAGAGAAGGACGAGAUAUUGCCUAUUACGUCUGUUCGGGAGUUAAAUAUGUAG